Paramecium sonneborni is the source of this 1529-nucleotide messenger RNA. Lineage: Eukaryota; Ciliophora; Oligohymenophorea; Peniculida; Parameciidae. The record is from the annotation of a GenBank genome assembly.
AUGUCUACUCACUAAGAUUUAAGAGCACUUAAUAUCAAGUAAAAUAUAUUUGAGCAUUUUAUAUUACCUUAAAAAUUUAAUCCUUAAAUUUUAAAUUAAAUGAAUACUCCAUAUAUAACGUUUGAAUAAUUUAAGGACCUUACAUGCAAAUAAUUAUCAUCAAUAAUUGAUGGUGAAAUAAUUUACACUUUCUUUUAAUUAGCCUUAGAAAACCAACCAAUAAUAGAACGUAAACCUGUGGAUGUAAAACAAUUAAGCUUAUUUUUACAAUUACAAAAUUUUAAUUAUGCAGGAAGACAUUCAAUUUUUGAAAAUAUCAAUAUAAAUGAUGUGAAAUAUUAGGAAAGAUAAAAAUAAACAAUGAAUUCUUAUUCACCACUUAAUUCUCCAAGAGCUAAAACAAUGAGAGUAUAAUCAAAGUAAAAUGAUACUUAACAAUCAGUUCAAUUUGUAAAAUAAAAUAUCAAAGAUUGGAUUAAUUUAAUAUCAUCUAAUGUAGAUACUAUUACAAGUUAAGAAUUCAAUUUGUUGAGUUUGAUAUUUGCUAGUGAAUAACAAAAUUUAAGUUAAUUGAUUUUUGAUGGCACAUAGAAAUUAAGUAAAGAAAUAGUUUCUGAUUGGGUUUAAAAAACAUUUAAUGUCCUGAAUUUUGUAUUAAUUUCAUUUAUAAUUAUAGCUUCUGUAAUAUUUGGAUUUACAAAAUCUGUCACUAUUAAAAGUAAUGUAGGAUAAGAUCUCAAAAUUACAUAGUCUGAAGAUUCAUAAAUAUAUAUUGAUUGUGCUGUAAAUACUCUAUCAAUUAGCUAAUGCACUAAUUGUUAAAUAAAUGUUGCUUCUGUUCAUAUGAUUACUAGCAUUACUUCUUGUGAAAAGACUAUUAUUUGUGUCUCAUCUAAUUAUAUUAAAAAUAGCAACACAAUAGAUUCAAUAAUACAUUAUUAUGGAUCAUAUCCACCCAUUAUUUAUGGAGAUUGUAGAUCUAUUAUUUUAGCAUCAAAUAAUUCAAAUACAGAAAAAACUCUUUAAAAUUUAAAAGAUGCAUAGAUUCCUUUUAAUAAGAGUUGUAGAGAUAAAUAUUAAAAACCAUUCAUAAUUGGAUAAAAUAGAAUUGAUUGGGUUAUUUAAUCUAUUGAUGAAUUCACUAAGUUUAUUUUACCUGAACAACAUUUUGGUUCAAUAGAUGCAUCUUUAAUUAUAAAUUCUAAUUUUGAUAUAGAAAAAAUGGCUAAGGAAAUAACAGAAAAGAAAAUUUUAACAUAACCCAUGAAUUAUGAAAAGUAUAAUAAAUAUUUUUAAUUAAGAGAAUCAUUCUACCUUUAUUAGCACCCCCAGAAUAUAUUAAAGCUAUUUUUGAAAGAUAUCAAUUAUAUGCAGGAAUUCAAGCUCAAAUUAAAUAAGCCAAUUUGAAGGAUGAAAAUUCAAAACUACUGUAAAAUGCCAUACAAGGGAAUUUUAGAGAAUGGCUGAUAUCAACAGGUUCUAUUAAAUAAAUAAGUGAUCUUGUUAAAUUAAUAGAUUCAGAUUAAUGA